Messenger RNA from Vicia villosa (hairy vetch), 516 nucleotides. RefSeq lists its product as uncharacterized. NCBI's taxonomy places the organism in Eukaryota, Viridiplantae, Streptophyta, Magnoliopsida, Fabales, Fabaceae. Bases 1 to 516 code for a protein of 171 amino acids. The transcript has a single exon. The record is from RefSeq and is a predicted model, not a curated record.
AUGAUUGAUGAUGGCAGUAGAGUAUCUUGGAGAAACAUUAUUAGGUAUCAUAAAGCUCGUCCCCGUGCAGUGGUGUGCUUAUGGCUGGCGUGCCACAAACGGUUGGCAACCGAGGUUCGAUUAGCUGGAUUAGCGUUACUGCAAGGGCAAGAUAAAAGAUAUUGUUUAUGCAAGCAGAAUGAUGAAGACAUAGAUCAUUUAUUCUUCCAAUGCCCUGUCACUUUACCCAUAUGGAGCCAUAUUCUUGAGUGGCUUGAGUUCUGGCAUAGACCUCAGAAAUGGGUGGAAGAGUUGGUAUGGCUAAUUGACAUCACUAGAAGGAAAGGGUGGAAAAUUUCUCUUCUCAAAAUAGCUAUUGUAGAGACGGUGUAUAGUAUAUGGUCUUUGAGAAAUAGAAUUUGUUUUGAUAAUAUAGACAAUACUUAUGGGAUAGAAGAUAGCAUUAAAGAUAGCAUAGUGUAUAUAGGGUGUCAACAUAUGAAAUGUAGAAGCCACCUUGUAAAGUUGAUGCUAUAG